AGAGUCACUGGCCACAUGGCAGUUUCAGAAAUUAAACCAAAAUUUAAGCUGAAUCCUCUAACAAAGGUACCCAUCUCCCACAGUAAAAGGGAUAGAGACUUACCAGGAUCUCUUCAAUGCCAAUUACAACACAAAGAAAAGAAGCUAAGUGCUUCACAAAUGGCAGCUUUCCAAGAUGCCUACAACUUCUUCAACAAGGACAAAACUGGCUGUAUUGAUUUCCAUGGACUGAUGUGCACUGUAGCUAAGCUGGGAAUGAAUCUAACCAAGCAUGAUGUCUAUAAUGAAUUGAAAUGUGCUGAUAUUGAUCGAGAUGGGAAGGUGAACUUCUCAGACUUUAUCAAGGUGCUAACAGAUAAGAAUCUCUUCCUCAAGGCAGUGGCUCCAGAAAAGGAGACCUGUUUAGAUUUAGCUGGCAACCCAGGAAUCCUAUUGUUUGAAAUCCUAUCAAAGCUUCUAGAGACUUCAGCCCUACCCAGAAAGUCUAUACUAGAAAUAGUAAGCUAUUUCCAAAGAAAAUUCCAGCAUACUGGCCCAGGAAUGUUGUGGAGUCCCUACACUAUGGGCUAUGGAAAAAGGACACUUAAGCCAGACAUAUGCACACCUCCAAGCUCAAGCAUGGCUGCCUUUGCUAAUGCUGCCCGGAUUGCAAUAAUGAAAGAAAAGGAUUUAUUUAAAUUUCUUGAAGAGCUCAAGAGAUGCAAUUCCCAUUCAGAUAGCCCAUAUUCCAAAAUACCCAUCUUUCCAUUGUUCCCUAAUGUGGAUGGGGUGGUGAUGGGAAAGCCAUUCAAAGACAUGCAGAAAUUAGAGAUGCUAAGAAGAAAGGAGCCUUUGAAUUUCUUUGAGGAUUAUUUUUUCCAUAAAAGAGACUGGAAAACACAGGCAGCAAAUAUAAAGUCUAUGGACCCUGCCUCAGGUUAUUCAAAUAACAUCACCAUUGAUCAACUACUCAAGAAAAAGCAGACUUGUACAGUGGCUGAUGAAACUGCUAUUAAACAACACGUGAAGAGAGCUACUGAUACCUAUAAUUUAGGAAUUGCCCUUGAACACCGGAAAGAAAUGCUAAACCUCUGGCAGAAGAUACGAGGGGAUUUGAUUGGGAUAGACUCUAGAAAUGAGUCCUUUUAUGACACCUUUUCAACUUAUACAUGGUCCUGGAAUGUUUGCCAAGAACUACUUUCUCCUAAGGACUUAAGGUUAUAUGAUGCCUAUGUGAAUAGAAAUUCCUCCCAUAACUCCAGAUCCUUUUCCUCAUCAGAUACCAGUGAAUGUGACACAGACUCAGGAAGAAAAAGAAAACGGAAAGGUUUAAAGGGAUUUCAGUAAUGAAAUUUCUACAUUUUCUAAACAGCUCAUCACAAACUACUUUUUCAUAGUU
Messenger RNA from Rhinopithecus roxellana (golden snub-nosed monkey), 1378 nucleotides. RefSeq names its product EF-hand calcium binding domain 3 (gene EFCAB3). Bases 16 to 1326 code for a protein of 436 amino acids. NCBI's taxonomy places the organism in Eukaryota, Metazoa, Chordata, Mammalia, Primates, Cercopithecidae. Gene Ontology annotation, molecular function: calcium ion binding. The transcript has 9 exons. The record is from RefSeq and is a predicted model, not a curated record.